UCCUAGUAUCAGUAAUUGCCGCGAAGACCUGACCCUUCCACCCUUCCCGGGUCUGUCCUGCAAGAAAAGGUGGACAGGCUGCACCGCAGGCCAGCUGGAAAGCCACGCCAGCACUCACACGCUACAUUAUGCGGCAUGGGGCACUUUGGGACAUGGGUGCCUGGCUCGGCACCUGGAUCUAAACCUCAGAAGAGUGGCUGUACUGCUAUGCCAGGGCGCAGCCGCAGGACGGAGUCAGGUAUCCCGGGUUGUCCUUCCCACCCACCAGAGACCCGCCCACAGCCGGUGGAACGCCCCGCCCACCGUCCGCCCCCGCCAUCGGCGCCCUGGUCCGCCUGCCUGGGAAUCUCCAGCCUGGCCAUCUCCAGGACCUGAGGUUUCUGGAGCUUUUCGUGGCACCGCUUCGCCCCAGAGCAGACUUCUGUGGCUUGUGAGCCCUCAGCAGAUAUCUGCCUCUUCCAGCAUGAGGGUCUUCCUGCCUGUACUGCUGGCGGCCCUUUUGGGUGUGGAACAAGCCCAUUCCCUGAUCUGCUUCUCCUGCACCGAUCAGAAGAGCAAUUUGAAAUGCCUGUGGCCAACUACAUGCUCGAGCACAGAGAAUUACUGCGUCACAGUAUCUGCUUCGGCUGGCUUUGGGAAUGUCAACCUUGGCUACACCCUGAAUAAGGGCUGCUCCGAAAUCUGCCCUCGUGAGAACAUCAAUGUCAACUUAGGUGUGGCAUCUGUAAAUAGUUACUGCUGCCAACACUCCUUCUGCAAUAUCAGCACAGCUGGCCUCGGACUUCGCGCCAGUAUCCCACUGCUGGGCCUUGGACUCCUGCUCAGCUUGCUGGCUCUUCCGCAGCUGGCUCCCUGACCGUCCCCAUGUGUUUCCCCAUAAUCCCCCCAGCUCAGGAAGAAAAGCACAGCCCCUUUUAGGUCCCCAGGGGACUCUAGGAGCCUUCAGCUCCUCCUGGGUAUGUCUAGUCCCCCUCUACACUCUCAGCAUCAGGGCUAAGCACCAAAUCUAACACCACAACUGCUCUGUUGAAAUGGGACUAGCUACCCUUGUGUCCAGAGCCAAUCCCGUGACCACCCUUGGGGAACCAGGAAAGGGGUGAAAAAUCUUCCUUGGAGUCUCAGAGUAUCCAGGUCAGGCCUCAGUCUUGUGGUCACACUCACAAGGAUGUCUAACCAAAUGAAUGUACACCUGUGUGCUCAGUGUGUCUGUGUGUGAAUGAAGCCACUUGGAAUCUGGGAUGGCCAAAGGGGACCUGGAAGAUUCUAGAGUGGGAAGGCCUCUGUCUCCACCCAAACUCCUUCCCCUGGCAUGACUGUGUCCAUGUUGUGCUCGAUUCAGGAGGCUGCCCAUGGAGGACUGCCCCUCCUCCCAGUGAAGGCUCCCACCGAUGCAUCCAAUUGAGUCCCUGCCCCCUCUCUGCCCACACUGGCUUCCUGCUGUUAUUCUAGUGCCUCAAAUAAACUGUUCCCACCCAUUUC
Molecule: messenger RNA, 1479 nt
Organism: Onychomys torridus (southern grasshopper mouse)
Lineage: Eukaryota; Metazoa; Chordata; Mammalia; Rodentia; Cricetidae
Gene: Ly6e
Product: lymphocyte antigen 6 family member E
Exons: 4
Coding region: 464-856 (130 amino acids)
Molecular function (GO): acetylcholine receptor inhibitor activity
Source: RefSeq, a predicted model, not a curated record